AUGUCUCCAGCCAAGCCUCUUGUUCUAUUCUUCAGCCCCGUCCGACAUGCUACAUCGACGUAUGAGCAGCUACAGCAAGUGGCCCAGACGGAGGUUGUGACCAGCCAAAGCAGGGAUGAAUUCUUUGAUGACGUGGCGACCAAGUACCAGAACGUUUUCGCAAUCUAUCGGACAUCUGCUAGUGGCUCCGUAGCCGGAAAGUUUGAUGCUGAUCUCAUCAAUCGUUUGCCCGCUGGCUGCCGAUACAUCUGCCACAAUGGCGCAGGAUACGACCCUAUUGAUACAGCUGCCUGUGCAAAGAGAGGCAUCAUUGUCACUAACGCGCCCGACCCAGUUACCGAUGCCACUGCCGAUCUGGCUAUCUUCCUCCUUCUAGGGGCUCUGCGACAGCUGAACCCGGCCAUUUUUUCAUUGCGUGCUGGAACAUUCAAAAACGGCGUCGAUUUCGGCCACGAUCCUCAGCAAAAGUUACUUGGUAUUCUGGGUAUGGGUCGAAUUGGACGCGCAAUCAAGGCUCGCUGCGACCCAUUUGGCCUCAAGUCAAUUUAUCACAAUCGCAACCCGCUGUCACCUGAAGAAGCGGCUGGCGCCGAGUAUGCUUCCUUCGAGCAACUGCUCGCCACGAGCGAUAUCAUCAGUGUCAAUGUGCCCUUGACUUCAAAGACAAAGCACCUCAUUGGUGCGAAGGAAAUUGCCAAGAUGAAACCUGGAGUUGUGAUCAUUAAUACGGCUCGUGGCGCUAUUAUUGACGAGGCUGCCAUGGCUGAUGCCCUGGAGAGCGGUCAUAUCGCUGCGGUUGGUCUCGAUGUGUAUGAGGAUGAACCUACGAUCAACGGGAAGCUCCUGAAGCAGGAUCGGGCCCUCAUGGUGCCCCAUGUGGGUACUCACACCACUGAAACACUGGCUAAGAUGGAGUCCUGGGCGAUGGAGAAUGUGCGGCGUGCGAUUUCCGGAGAGUCGCUGCUUUCCCCUGUUCCAGAACACCAACACCUUAUUCAAUAG
Penicillium canescens is the source of this 1002-nucleotide messenger RNA. RefSeq names its product D-mandelate dehydrogenase-like dehydrogenase. NCBI's taxonomy places the organism in Eukaryota, Fungi, Ascomycota, Eurotiomycetes, Eurotiales, Aspergillaceae. Gene Ontology annotation, molecular function: glyoxylate reductase (NADPH) activity; hydroxypyruvate reductase [NAD(P)H] activity; NAD binding. Bases 1 to 1002 code for a protein of 333 amino acids. Gene Ontology annotation, cellular component: cytosol. The record is from RefSeq and is a predicted model, not a curated record. The transcript is spliced from 3 exons.